CAGGCGUGACAGUUGACAGUUCCUUCAAUUUGACAAUUUCUAUUGACGUUGGUUGUUGAUUGUCUCAUCUAUUCUGACGACAGCGUGUUGUGUUAUAAUAAGAAUAAUACAGUUCUUAUAAGUGCAGAAAUUAAAUACUGUUAAGCAAAAUGUUUCGUCAUUUUCUUGCAUUUCUGUUAAUAAAUUCGUGUUAUCAGAGCUUGGGAAACCCGAUCAAUCCCGUUGCUCCAAACCAGUUAUUAUCAAAUUCACUCGCGACCCUAGCAUCUAAAUGUGAAAAUACUGUUCUGAGCAGUCAAAUUGCUAACAAAAUAAAAGAUUGUAAUAUAAUCGUGCCGCCUUAUAGUAAAAAACAAUUUCAAUGUUUAAUAUUCCUCGACAUAAAUACGCAGUUAUGCUCAGAAAAGGUAGUGAUCAACAAAGAGUCUCUAAGCAAGGUAAAUGACAGACAGGAUGUAAACGCUGUUUGCGCUUUGGCUAAAGAGUGGGUUUUCACAAAUAUAACAGAGUUUAUGAAUUAUAAAGAAUCGGCUGAGAAGUUCUUCAAGCUCCCUGCUACUUGUGGAGAGGUUUGUGGUGAAGAAGAUACAAUGAAUGAUGCUAACUACUAUUGUAAAUAUUACAAAUGGGGCUUGGAACAGCUACGGAGCCAGGUUGAGUCUACAGUGGUGAACAAUGCUAACAACAAUGCAGUUGCACCUCCUGCCGUUUCAGAGCAAGAUAUGAGUGCCAAGGCUGAUAUGCCUGCUCCUGUCAAUAGUAACCCGGUUAACCAGGAAGGGGACACGAAAACAUGGAACGGACAAAUAAAGCAGACUGACCCAACAGUUAGUAAGUCAACUCAAAAGAUUGAAGUUGCAGGCAAUGAUAUUGAGGUUGUAAAGCCUGAGACAGCGGCUAGUAAUGAUCCUUCUAAGCAGACUCUGAACAGCGCAGAUGCAGACAUUAUACCUAAGAAUGAAGAAUCAGAUCCUAAUGUAGACAAAGUGGAGGAUCCUGUCAUAGCUCCACCAGAGAAUGUAAUUCCUAGUAACAAUAGCUCUACAAAAACUGUUGUAGUUAGUGAAGAGAAACCUGUUCUUGCGAAUGAUCCAUCCCUUCCUGAUACUAGCAAAAACUUGGCAGUCAGCGAUAGGAAACCUGAUGUUGUAUUAGAAAACCCGAAAGUAAAACCUGUUCCCGAUACUGAUGAUUAUGCAGAUUCAGAUGGCAAUGACAAUGUUGGUGAUGAGGAAGGCGAGGAUCCUGGAAUGGAUAUCAAGUCAGAACAAGAUACAGGAAACCAGCAAACAUUUAUCAGAAACAAGAUAUUAGUGCCUGCUCAUGAAGCUGAAAAUUCACAAAAAGAUUUCUUCCCCAAUUCGAUGCCUGAUGGUUUCUCCGAAGAGGACAACGACCACUUCUUCCCGUUCUUCAUGACGUCUGUUGUACUGAUGGUCUUGCUCUACGUCCUGUACCAUAAUAAGAGCAAAGUUAGCAAAGUGUUCUUCGGCUUAAUACUUGAAGGUAGACAGAGCAGUCGCCGUCGCAACAGCCGGGGCCACGCUUACCGUCGUUUGGACACUCUCGAGCAAGCCAUGAGCGCCAACACCGCUGCACCGCCCAGCAAGAUUAUAUACUAAAACGCUUAACACUUAGGUAAAUCAAUCAUUUAGUACAUCUACUCAAGGAGAGUCUGACUGCGAUCAAGCAAACAGUUUAUUGCGUUUAACGAAAUGAAAAAAAAAGGUUUGGCGCGAAAUUCAGUUGCUUGUAGCGGUGUUUAGUGGCGCCAUGUUGAAUUUUAUUUAAACGUGGAACGCGUGGAAGUGGAAGCGAGUAUGUGAUAUGCACUGUUCUUUUUUUUCUCGAACAUAUCGAGCCAUUAAAUUAUUAGUUUUGUUUAAAGUUUCUUUUAAAGAGCUUAUUUCAUAAAUUCCAUUUAAAAUUUAGGUGGUGUAGUUCGUUUUUCAUUAAUUUUGUUAUGUAUGUAAGUACGUAUAUAUUUUAAUAAAGUUAUCUAGUCUUGGUAUUACCUUAUUUAAAUCCAUCAAUUCACGUAUAUUUUUAUUUUGCGCAUUAUUUUAGUUUAUAAAUGGCCAGUGCUAUAAUACUAUCUGACUCCUAAGGAGGAGUAGGAAUAUAAGUGCAAUGCUUGGUCCAAUAGUGGUGAAAAAUAUAAUACAAUUUUAUUUACUUAUUUAUUUUUUAAUUCAUUGUUCAUCUAUGUUACAUUUUAUGGAUAAUACAGGUUAUAUUUUUAUUGACACGGUUUUAAUGUUUUAUUGACCAUAGUACAAUAUACAUCAGUUUAGUGAUUUGAAGUCAUAUAAAAUUAUUAUUAGGAAGCGAAAAACGGGUUAGAAUGCUGUGUUAAGUAAUUAUUAUUAUCAAUAAACAUAUUCAACCUUUUUUAUUUAUGUUCCCAUAAAUUAAAUAAGGUCGUUUCAUUUUUUUGGCUUUAUUUUUUCCUUAAUGGCAUUAUUACAUUUUAACUACACCACAUAAUAUUUAUUUCACUUCUUAUUUAUUAAUAUUUCAGUCACGAUACGUAAUGUACGAUUUGUCACGACGAAUUGGUAUUACACGGUAAUAAAACAAAUCUCAUAUAUAAUAUGAAAGAAAGAAAGAAAGUAAGGCUGUCCUUGUCGCACAUGUGUAUUAUCUAUGUGGGAGACAGAGAUAGAUAUAACAGGAAAAAAUAUUCCAAUUAUGAAUAACUAAUGAGCCAAACGUGUCCUGUAUUUAUUACAUUACUAAAGCUAUCGUAAUACAAUCGUGACAUUGUAAUCAUAUAAUUUAUUCCAUAAUCAUUAUUAUUUAUUUGCUUUGAAAACAUGCACCAAGUGCCUGUCCUAAUAUAAAGGCAUUAUCUUUUAAGCAGCUUCAUAAGGGUGACAAGUACAACUCUAGGUUAAUAAAAAACAAAAAAUGAAUACAAAAAAACAAUAACGCCUUAAUACUUGAAAGCCAAUCAAAAUUGAUCUCUAAAUGCCUUAAUUUUGCUGUUUUUUAGAUGCUCUUUUUUAAAGUUAUUUUUAAAGGUCUCUGAGUAUGACAGUUUAAAUGGCAGAUAAUGAAAGAGAUUUCGAACCCUAUUUUUUGAAGACACCAAAGGUCUAUGCCCAGCAUGCUUAUUGUAGCUAUCUUUACGCUUAUGACAUUCGUCGCUCCUAUUGGCCAAUUCAAAGUUACCCGACCAAUCAGAGGGCUUCACGCAAUAACGUUUAAGCAGCGUUAACGUUAUUUUUAAAUGGUUUUUUAUAACUCACACUAAAUUCCAAAAACCAAUGAAAAUAUGCCAUUCGGUUGUUAGAAGUGUAUUUUACCUGGUGGAAAAUCAACCCUAAUGCUUGUUUUGAUGUAUGUUUGUAGAAAUACUAGUUGCCAGUUUACUAUGCUCUUGCUUUCUAAGAUCAUUGCGCACAAUCAAAGGAGACAUUAUACUGGUUUUACUCACCUUGACUUCUAUCCAUUAUGUAAGAUUUUGGUAUCUCAAUUUUGAUUGGUGUCUCUCGGUUUUUCGGCGAAAAAUCAUUAUUUUUACUUGAUUUAAGCAUUACUUUGUCUUGAAACUAUUUAAUUACUCCUUACUUUUAACGUAAAUAAAAGUAAAACUGUUGAGAUUGAAAAUAUAUUUCUUUUUAUUACUUAAUUUAUAUUUAGUUCCUAUUUUAAAGUUUGGUUUUUGGACGUAAAUUUAAACAUUGCUUAAUGAAUGUUAGUGGUAUAGGAUUAGAUCUCUCGUAUGUUUAAAUUGCUAGUAGCGUUGAGGCUGUUUGAUUAGGCAUGUGUUUUGCGCAUUCAAAAUUAUACACAAGAAAAAAAAAAACAUUUGUAUUAACAUUUAUUGUUAUAUGGAACGAAAUUUUAGGCAGAUAUUCUGUGGACAAAUGGGUCUCAUCAUAGCGUGAAGAAAUAUCAACUGAAAGACUUUCACUGUUGAACAUAAGUGAUGGAUAGCAAAGACUUUUCAGUAUUCA
This is a messenger RNA of Spodoptera exigua (beet armyworm), 3962 nucleotides long. The record is from the annotation of a GenBank genome assembly. NCBI's taxonomy places the organism in Eukaryota, Metazoa, Arthropoda, Insecta, Lepidoptera, Noctuidae.